CCUUUUAAACUGAAGAAGCAAAUCCACCGAGAAUAUAGGACAGGGCUGGUGAAGAUUUUCCCUCAAACAUCUGGGCAUCAGGAGUGGUAGGUGAAUAACCAGUUCGUUUAAACCUCUUGUUGCCGCCUAUCCCAUUUCUGUCAAGCAUUAGUAGGCAAACACAAGUAUAAAAGAAGAUAGCUGUCUUUUAGCGCCUCAUGGAACAAAAAUGUCUUCUAGAGAAGCUGGAAAACUGCAUUUGCAAAUUAGAAAGAGGAAGCUAAAAGUAUCUGAGGAAAUAAGUUACAAGAUGCAUCCCGUAAUCCUUGAUGUUUAUAAUUUUAACUUUAACUUAUAACGAAAUUUUGUCAAUAGGAGAUUGAAAAAAUUUGACUCCAAAAGAAUUUAUAGGAUUUGAACAUAUAACCUUACGGCACUUGUACAAUACUCAAGCCUACUGAACUUUGAAGUUUGAAGCCAAUGUCAUUACGAAUUCUUCGCUUUCCAAAAUUUUCAUCCAUCGCUUCAGUUAAUUCAUCUAAUUGUAUUUGCCGAUCUUUUUACUAGCGUAAAUAGUACCAGAAUGAUUGAAAUCGUCACAAUUGGAAACCUCCUCUUCCUGAGUAUACAGCUGCUGUUGUCUUGCAACGUGGUCAGUUCAAAGUCUUUUGAGUAAGUUCCUUUCAGUCGCAUUACCAAAAGCUAGUUGGGCAACAAUUAGAUCAGAUUACGAAGUAGAGAUAUGUUAGAACUGCAUAUAAAAGAAAACAACAAAAUUUGUUUAAAUUGAUCCAUUUUGAAGUAUCUUGAGAGUGCAGAAAACAGAUGUAACAGAAGAUUGAUACUUAUUAGCAUAUAAAGGGAUCGUAAGUAGUGUCAUACUGCGGAGAUCGCUUUCGUAUUCACGUCUUAAUCCUCAGCUCACAUAUAUGGUUUCCAAUAUUCACAGUCAUCCAUUCAUUACUCCAAGGGUUUAUGGCAAAUCAACAUAAUGAUCAGUUCCCACUUGGCUUGUUUGCUCAGUUGAUAGAGCACUGCACCGGUUUCGUCGAGGUAAUGGGUUCAAAUCCCGCACAGGCCUGAAUUUGUUUCAGGCCUUAUUUUCAAUACUGCUUCAGUUUCAUUACUGCGAAGAUCGCUUUUAUAUUCCUUUCUUAAUUAGCGGUUCACAUAUAUGAUCUUUAAAUAUUCACAGACGUGUAGAUCGUUAAGUUGUCUUUGGACAACUUUAUUUGUUCUCUCUUCCAGAGUAGGGUUUUGAUGGAAUGAUUGUAAUUCCAGGUGCUUUGAGGGAAACUGUGCUAUGACAGGCUCUUGCCGGUCGUCUCCCGGAGCUGGUUUCAGCCCUUUCUGCUGGAUAGCAUCCGACUCGUGGGGGCAUAAGCUAAAGUGUGGAACUAGAAGUGAUUGCAGAAGCGCUGCUCUUUCUUGGGGAAAUUGUGUCUUCCUUUCAUGUGCUUUUGAUCGCGGUAGUGGAAGAUCCUGUGACCGGAUGAACAGGGAGAAACUUGGAGAGCUGAAGAAAGAAUGUGGUAGCGAAGGUUUCAGUUUUGAUUCUUGGGCUAACAGGUACGAGAAAGCUCGUAAACUGUACGACAAGUUUAGCCCCUGCGUCGGUGAUGCCAUUGAGGAUGAAACCAAAAAGGUUAUAAAAUACUGUCACUGCUUCAACUCCUGUGGAAAAGAUCAGACUGAAGAUGGCACCUGCACAGUUCAAGGUUUGGAUAGGAGAUUGGAUAUGGAGUUGGACGUCAAAUCACCCUACACAGCGGUGUAAGUUUUUUAUUUUCUCUUUUUUAUCAGUAGCUUAACAAAACUGCAUUCUCUAAUUUUCCAUCAGUAGCUGUUCCAUCGUUUAGGUGACGUUUUGGGUUCCGUAAGCAUCAUGUAAAUCAUUACAUUAGUCACCAAUCCCUUGGAGGUGGGGCCAUAAACAUUUAGCUUUUGAUCAUUGAAUUCCUCUUUCUUCUUUUUCCUAAAAUAAAGAUGCGCCAUAGAUUGUGAACCGGAAGAAAAGGUAUGUUAAUUGUCUGUCUUCUUUACUCAGAGGUAAAAAUGAUCCUGACGAUCAACCAGAAAGAGACGUUUCUUCAUACUUCUCCUUAAAAUCAAUUAUCUGUGCCUUUCUCAAUUUGCAAGAUUCUACGCCUUGUUGGUUUGCCCCUGGCUCGCAUUAGGCUCACCAUUUACCAUGUUGUUGGUUGAAGUGUACUUGGCUGUACUGGCUCUUUUAUCCGCGCUCAAUUCAAAUAAUUUAUAACAAAUAAUCAAAAUCAAACAUAACAACUUCGAGUAAUUUUUUCCUUACAGGAUUGGAGUAAGACAAUUUGUCUCGGUAUUUACAAGCAUAAUAGAAAAACAUUCAAACUAUCGGGAGGGAAAUCUGGCCAAUACCCAAUCGGUUCUGCGAGUCUGCUGAAAUCACCCCUCUCCCACACGGUUUUCUUUAAAGAAAAACCAAACGUUAAGAAAUGUGCACAAAGCGUUUCAAAUUGAUAGGAGUUUGUCCUCUUUCUGAUCCUCCCUUGCGUCAUUCAAUUUUUCUUACAAUCUUUGGGCAUGGUAGUCAUGGGAGCAAAAAUAAAUAACAAGGCAAGGAAGAAGCACCAAAGAAUAUACAAUAAAAAUGCGAAUGAACGUAUAACCAUGUUUUUCCACAGCUUGUCUUCUUGCAGAAAGUGAUAAACAGGCAUCCCACUGAAAAAGCUACUAAAAAGGUCAUCAUAACGAAGGGAAUGUCUUCUUCCAAGUCUACGUCCAGUGGUGGAAGUGCAAGUGCAACUGUGUCAGGGGAAGUUGGAUUUAACGUGAUGAAACUUUUUGACGUAAAGAUCGGCGCAUCAGGAACAUUAGAGCAUAAUUGGAGUUUGUCUACUACUAGGACGGAAUUUCAGCAAGUGACCAGUGAAAUAUCCAUCGGUGUUAAGCCAGGAGACGAAGUAUCAGUGUUUCAGGUUGUUGGCGAGUGUAAAAACAGUGAUGGCACUGUUUACACAGUGAAAACACCCACUUAUGUUAUCAAAGGCAAAGAUGGCUCAUCCGAAACCAAGGAGGCAGAUUUCUCUGAGGCCGAAAAAAGGUUG
This is a messenger RNA of Pocillopora meandrina, 3062 nucleotides long. Lineage: Eukaryota; Metazoa; Cnidaria; Anthozoa; Scleractinia; Pocilloporidae. The record is from the annotation of a GenBank genome assembly.